CUGGGACAAUCUCCACGCGCUGCUGCAGCUGGGCGAGCAGCACGUCGUAGCACCGCGGCCAGCACGCUCUGCUCUCGCCUCUGCCUCCAUUGUCAGUCGCAGGUGAGAUGUUCCGUGGCCAAUAAUGAUGCGGUGCCCUGCAUGACGCUGUUGCCCUCGAGGCUGCACGUCCACCUCACAGCUCCAGCUCCAGUACUUCCAGCUCACUUCCCGCGCACUCACGACCCCAACACUCGCACCGCCCGCGUCACCGUGUUUGGUUUGCGCGCAUGGGCCACUGCGUCUGGACUCUGCUUGCAUUUGCGUCAGCUACCCAUACUUAGCAUCGCAUUCUCCCACAUCUUUCGCGCGAGGGAGCAGCCAUGGACGACUUCGACGAUGGCGACUACCUGGACAUGGACAACGAUUGGAUAUAUGUCGAAGACGAGUACGACUUGGCAGACGAGUUAGCAGAGAACGCAAUCCCCGAUCCUGGAUACAUGGGCACUUCAGCUGAGAUCGCGAUGGAGAGCUACGAAUUCGACUUUUAUGGCUACCAAGAAGACCUCGAAUAUGGCGAAGAUCCAUACUGGGACGCCGCGGAUCCCAGAGCUGCACAUGUCCGUCCGGGCAAGGUCGCGAAAGCCACCCGAACAGGCGCUAAGCGCAAGCGGAAUAACGAAUCGACACCCUCCAGCAAGAGACAAAAACUUGCACCGAUUGCCCGCGAGGCCCAGCCUGUAAUUUUUCGCAGCAGAUCUGCGCGGCAAGAUGCUCAGAGUCGUACAGCUCCCACAGUAAAGGGCGCGAAAACGUUCGCGUUAUUGCCCGAUUGGCGAGAAAGAUUUAAAGAUGCCGACGGAGUGGUAAAGAACAAGCGAAUGCCCGCUGCCAUGGCGAAGGCGGCAUAUGAGGAGGCGCCUGAUGAAAAUGGCGAAGAAGAAGCUGAAGAGGCCGAAGAAGCCCCGACAGACGCAGCUGAAAUGCAAGAGGAAGAGGAAGAAGAAGAAUGGGAAAGCGACGAGGAAGAAGGUACAGAAGGAGGCGGGAUUGACAUUGAUCCGGAUACAUUGAAAGCGAUUUUGGCACAGAGGCUAGCAGAAGCUGGUAUCACUGGGGACGAGAAGGCUUCUUUCCUGGAAUCCUUCAACGACAUGCUGUCCGGUGAAGGCAAGGGCGAAGCAGCAGCAACACUGUUGGAGAAAGCUCAGUCUGAUUCUGGUCGCAAGAGGAAAGCAGAUUCCGCGGUCGGCCUGGAGCCGGAGCAGAAGAAAGGAAGGAACGGAAAAGGCGGGGCUUGAGGAUGUACGAGAGCAUGACAGGCGGACGGUCUGCUUGUCACAGGAUCAUGUUUGUGAUAGCGUUCUAGCGGCAGGCGUUCGGUGGAUAAUAGCAUUGGCCGUAUUAGACCCUGCCUUGUAGAUGACUUGGUAGGCAGGGUGGAAUGGAAAAAAUGGCAUGGGUGGGACGACAUAUUACGUGCUCUGUUUAAAGGCUUGUUCUGGCGCGCUGGCACUCUAACGUGUCUGCGAAAUUUUAGAGUAUUUAGCCGCAAUGGACAGAAGUAAGACCACACGACUCGUUGAGUGCUGGUUUCCUGUCUUUCCUAAUGCGUGCCCAACGCUGCUACCACUGAGAAGCUCGGGAUUCUUCAUUGCAACCAGGCUGGAACAUGUCUCCUCGUGGGGACGAAAUGGUCUCCAUGCGCCUUUCAAGCCCUGUCAUUCAACAGUUUCUGACCUGCUUCGGGCUUG
Molecule: messenger RNA, 1733 nt
Organism: Cercospora beticola
Lineage: Eukaryota; Fungi; Ascomycota; Dothideomycetes; Mycosphaerellales; Mycosphaerellaceae
Source: RefSeq, a predicted model, not a curated record